Thamnophis sirtalis is the source of this 522-nucleotide messenger RNA. Lineage: Eukaryota; Metazoa; Chordata; Lepidosauria; Squamata; Natricidae. The record is from RefSeq and is a predicted model, not a curated record.
AACCGCUUUCCGGAAGAUUAUUAUCAUUAUUAUUAAUUUUCCCUUCGAACUGCGGAGCCAACCCUUGUGUGGAUAACCCUGGUGUUUUAUUUAUUUUUCCUUGUCUUUUGGACCAUUAUGACUCUGGAGGAAAUUCACGGCCAGGAACCGAUGCCUGAAACGAGCGACAGUAGCACCACUAGCAGCGCUAGCGCAAGCGGAACCAGGAUGCAGAGCGCCGGCAAGGCUCUCCAGGAGCUGCUCGUUGCUUCUCAGCGCCGUGGCUGCCUUACCGCCGGCGUCUAUGAAUCUGCCAAGCUGAUGAAUGUCGAUCCAGACAUCGUGGCUUUCUGCGUCUUGGCCGCAGAUGAGGAAGACGAGGGAGAUAUUGCCCUCCAGAUCCACUUCACCCUCAUCCAGGCUUUCUGCUGUGAAAACGACAUUGACAUUGUGAGAAUAAACGACAUCCAGAAACUGGCUGCCAUCGUGGGUGCCGGAGAGGAAGCUGGGGAGCCCCGAGAUCUGCACUGCAUUCUCAUUACG